ACCAGGAAAGAACAGUUGCGAAACUCUGAAGAAGAUUCGGAAGAAUUAGCAAAACGGAGCUCCAUAUUUGAUCGUUACCCUGAGGCCUUUGUAGAAGCGGUUCGAGGAACACCAAUACCAGUUCCAGAUGGAAAGGGGUCAUUUUUAGCAGGUAGAGAAAUGAUGUAAUUUCAUUGUAAUUACCGGAAGAACGGGGUCUGAAUGGGAGGUCCUGAUCCCGUAUUCUCUUUUCUUUUUCAUCUUUUUGUCCCCCUAGUUUCUAAAAGCUUGCCACGGGCCUGCUUUAUAAUCUUUCCGUAUUCAAAAGAUGUAAACCCCCAGGCGUAGUGAAAGAAAAAAAGAUACGACAGCUCAGGCAAAACGAUUAGCACGACGGGGAAAGAAAGUAAUCGAAAUAUGUUGCUUGAUGGAAGAUUAUAAACAGUGGUAAAAAUUGCGUUACAAGUGCUUAAGAGAUAAUCUGUUUGAACAGCUCUUUGUAACAUUUUAAUACUAACAGAAAAAUACAGGAUUGUGAUUUAUUUUUGUUUUCUGGGUACUGCAAGUACAUAAGAUGUACUACCCAUGCAAUCCCUCGAAUCACUCUUGAUCAAAGUGCUGGCGCUCAAAGAUCUUCAAAAGAUUCCUUACAACCUAUUACAGUGGCAAUUCAGUUUAUUAACCAAGUCGAUAAUACCAAAUUUCCGUGUUUUACUUGCUAAACGGCAUCUUACCCAUUAUUUUUUUGUUUGUUUUUAUUUAUAGUUGUUGCACUCUGUUUCUUUUAACACGCUUGCCGAAGGAAAGGCUCGGUUACAACUUUGCAUCUGAUAAUUUUUUUUUCCACUUCUACUACAACCUCAUGAAUACUGCGUGCAACAAGUUUUUAUCCUAUAUCUGUAUUACAACUUCUUAAGCAGUUUAAUCCACCUUUCAAAUUUAAGAUCACUAUGCCGCCUUCACCGGGAUUGGUUUAUCGGCAAUGCUAGGAUUUGGAACCGACUUCGAAUAUGGCUUUCUCCCAGCCGCAGGACAAAUGAGAUUGACAGCGAUUCAGAAAGCGCAGUUGAAACGCCAACGCGAAAGAUUGAUGGAAGAGCUGAAUUCAGUGUUGGAAAGAAUUAGGUUGACCAUGGAUGAGUUCCACACUGCCGAGGCUGAGCUGGAAGUAACAGAGAGCUCUGAUCCAGAGUACGAAGCGGAAGAAAAGGAAAGAAAAGAACAAGAACAAAAAAUGGAGAAAAGCAAAAGAAUAGCGCGGAGGAAAAAGAGACCCGAGUCACAACAGGUGGAGGAAAUGGAGGAGCAUGAAGAAAAAGAAGGUUUGUAUAUCCUUUUUUCCGUUUUUGAUUCUAAUAAUUUUUAAACGUAAAUAUACAUAGUUGUUGGAAAGUUACUGAAAGGAUCGGGAAGUCUUAUCAAGUCAAAGUGUUGCCUGUGCGUCACGUGACAGGACCGCUCGGACGCAGAGACUUUUGUCCAUACAAAGUCUGAAGACGAUUUUCUUACGGACCUAUUUUGUACAUAUCUCAACAAUGAUCUAAAAACUAACUGUGCGAUAGCUAUUCGCGGGAUAACGUAGAUUAUUCAUCUUUGUAAUAUUUGAUCUUGAAAAAUAAACUUAUGAUCAUCACAUUGUAAUUGUGAUAUGAUGAUGAUGAUGAUGAUGAUGAUGAUGAUAUGAUGCUGAAGUAAUGAUGAUGAUGAGAUGAUGAUGAUGAUGAUAUUAUGCUGAUGAUGAUAUGAUGCUGAAGUAAUGAUGACGAUGAUGAUGAUGAUGAUAUGAUGCUGAAGUAAUGAUGAUGAUGAUGAUAUGAUGAUAAUGAUGAUGAUGAUGAUAUGAUGCUGAAGUAAUGAUGAUGAUGAUGAUAUGAUGCUGAAGUAAUGAUGAUGAUGAUGAUGGUGAUGAUGAUAAUGAUGAUGAUGAUGAUGAUAUGAUGCUGAAGUAAUGAUGAUGAUGAUGAUGAUGAUGGUGAUGAUGAUGAUGAUGAUGAUGAUGAUGAUAUGAUGCUGAAGUAAUGAUGAUGAUGAUGAUGAUGAUGAUGAUAUGAUGCUGAAGUAAUGAUGAUGAUGAUGAUGAUGAUGAUAUGAUGCUGAAGUAAUAAUGAUGAUAAUGAUGGUGAUGAUGAUGAUGAUGAUGAUAUGAUGCUGAAGUAAUGAUGAUGAUGAUGAUGAUGAUGAUGAUGAUGACGAUAUGAUGCUGAAGUAAUGAUGAUGAUGAUGAUGGUGAUGAUGAUGAUGAUGAUGAUAUGAUGCUGUAGUAAUGAUGAUGAUGAUGAUGAUGAUGAUGAUGAUGAUGAUGAUGAUGAUGAUGAUAUGAUGCUGAAGUAAUGAUGAUGAUGAUGAUGAUGAUGAUGAUAUGAUGCUGAAGUAAUAAUGAUGAUAAUGAUGGUGAUGAUGAUGAUGAUGAUGAUAUGAUGCUGAAGUAAUAAUGAUGAUGAUGGUGAUGGUGAUGAUGAUGAUGAAGAUGAUGAUAAAGAUUUCAUGUUCUAAAGUAUUAUCAGAUUCAGAGGAAGAUUCAGGAGGGUCCAGCGACGAAUAUGAGGACGACGACGACGUCGACGACGAAGAUGAUGAUGGUAAAAAUGACGAAGACUCAAACGGACAGAAGAUGCCUGGACAAGCCAAGCGAAAAGUAUCAAAGAAGAUGUUAGUAAGGGUAAGCAAAGCAAGAGAAAAUGAUGAAUUGAGUUAAGAGAGUGCAGUCGCCGUAUUAGGGAGUUUUUGAGCAAAGCACGUCAAGUGGAAGUGGAAUGUUUGCACUCUUGAGCCUUGAUUUUGAAAAAAUAUUUGAGCAAAUCGUCUUUUAAAGAGUAAAAACACUGCGCAAAACAAAUUUGGUAACGUCAAGGCAUAUUAAAGGAGAAAAAGACUCAUUUCCGGUCGACGUGCGGCGCUCAAAAACGUCGCUGGUUUAACUCCCAGUCAACUUAUUGUAAGGGUAGCUAAGGGUAGCUGAUCUUGUACAAUAAAUCAUCCUUUAACAAAGGGCCUAGCCCUUGCAAUUUUGCCCUCCUGUUUUGUCUGUGACUUUUUAGCGGGAUCCGGGGGAAGGUAUGGCGGGGAGGGGGUCCCGGACCGUUGUGAUUCCGUCACGGCUUAAGUCAAAGCAGGCUUCAGCCCACCGAAAACUACAAUGAUUUUUUUCUUCAAGUUGCUUAGGUUUUACAAAUUUAAGCCUUCAUCCUAUUUGGCAUGGAAGUGAUAAACCUAUUUACCCUGGGGGAGUUAAUCCCUAUAAUAGCCCAUACGGGGAGGCUCCGCCAGAAAGGUGUACCUUUUUCAGGCUUAAAGUAUAUGAAAGGGUAGGGAUUUCACUGGCUGAAGUACCGUAUUUAUUCGAUUAACCGCCCUGGGCGCUUAUUAAAUUUUUGGACCUUGAGAGUGGGCGCUUAUUCGAGGUGGGUGCUUAUUCGAGGCUGGGCGCUUAUUAAAUUUUCACCAUUUUCAAGAAGUGCAACAUGUAUAUUUUGCAACAAAACAGUAAAUGGUAACAACAAAACGCGAAGAUGUAACAAAGCAAGGUUUCUGCAAAACACUCUGAAGAAAACUUCGUCUUCGGGCAAGUCUGUUAUUAGUAUUUAUUCCUUUUUGGGGGGUGGUAGGUGUAAGGGGGUGGGCGCUUAUUCGAGGCUGGGUGCUUAUUAACUUUUUCUGCCUUUAGGAUGGGCGCUUAUUCGAGGUGGGCGCUAAUUCGAGGUUGGGCGCUUAUUCGAAUAAAUACGGUAUAUAAAAGGAUAGGGAAAUCUGUCAUUUUGGGCUAUAGAAAGGUCUAAAGCGCUGAUAGACGUACCUCAUGGCUGUGAAAUAGUCGAGAAAACAAAGUUCCAGAGUGGGUGUGAAAGGGGUACCAUUAGGCAAUAGAUCGGAGACUAUAAUAAAGAAGAGUACCUUUUCUGUGAAAAAUGAUACAUAAAAGGGUGAAGGGUUGGACCUCGGGGCGAAGCCUCCCCGUAUAAAACGUAUUGAGUCCCCCCUCUCGGACCGGCAAAGGGCCACAUGCUCGUAUAGGCGGAACAAGGAGGUAUCCCGACAAGGAUACAUUUGUCCGGUUCAAUGUAUCACCAGUCGUGUUAGGCGUAGGCGAAACAAAAAGGCCGGCUUACCAAAUCUACUCAUGCAUGGUUAACCAAAUAUCUUCAAACACAGCUUUGUCCUACUAUAAUUAGGUACUUUUCAAAAAAAAUAAAAAGGAUUUUGCGUCUUUCUAGUUACAUCUUGAACUUUCUGUAAAGUCACGAAGAGCUGUAAAUAAAUAUUGUAACAGGCAGAAUUCACAAUUAAUUUCAACUGCAGCAUUGUUGUCGAGCAACUUACAUGACUGAUUUGCAUUUUCGAUAUUGAUGAGCAAUUUCAAGUAGAGAGUAAAAAUAUUCUUGUUAAAGUGCAACUUUUCCAUUCUUCCUCCUUUUUCAAUACACCUUUGGAAGCAGAAAUGCAAAGACGGCCUAAGGUUUCCAAAUGUGCAAGUUUUUUAUCCUGAAAAAAAGUUAAACAAAUAAACUAUCAUUGUACACCAUAAAACAUCUUCAAUAUAAUUUAUUAGUUUAGUGAUCUACAAGCAAACAGAUAUAAUGUUAGAAUUGUUGUAUCUCGAUACAGUGAAUGUCAGUAAGUAAAACACGAUAAAUCGUACUUUACCUCUCUAAUUUUUUCACUUUAUUCAUCUUCUUUGUCUCCAGUACAAGAGUCGAAAAAUUAUGCAGCAUACAAACUUAUGAUUUUUCGCGUAUUGCUGGAGUCUUCAAGAGUUAAGCCUGCUGAUCAAACAUUUUCAAUGUAGAGAAGCAGCACUUAAAUUUGCGAUAAAAGAAAAACACGACUCCCGUAACAGCUUCAAAACUCAUGUCCACCUACACAGAAAACAACGACCACUGAUUUGUCAUUAACACUUUUAAGGGCAGCUAACUUGACAUAAAACACUGUCAAUCCCGAAGUAAUCUCCACUUUCUAAGUUGCUAUAACGACUCUGAAUUAAGCUAUGGGUUCUACGCCCGAAUGACUAUUUAAUGGAUACAGACGCAACUUGUGAGGCCACAAGCUAGGGUAUAAUCGAGAGCUUCAGCGAACCAUUCCUACACAAAAAGAUUGCCAAUAAAACGGAAACUCAGUGUUUGCUGAAGUUGAAGUAGAAUAGACGACGUGAACGGCGAUAGCAAUGAGCGAGAAAGUAAAAACUCAGCAAUUUUUUUUGUAAAUUUCUCUUCUUGCGAUCCUCUACUCAACAAAGACAAGGAAUUCUCUCACGCGGCGUUAAACGCGAAAACUUUACGACGAGCAGGUCUUAAGUCUCUGUACUUGGGCGCGGUCGCUAUGAAUUUAACGGCAUGACAAAUUGUGCCUAGUGAGCUGUAAUCGCGAUAAAGAUUGAACGCAAGCGAAUUGAAUUUUCUGUCUGUUUUCAUGUCCACUGCCGACAUGCAUGGUUUAGGCCACAACUUGAACAAUACUCAAACCUUUACUGUCAUUUCAUGUGUCUCUGUGUAACUCAAUUCGGUCGUUAGAGCACUAAAGGUUACAGGCAAAAUAAUUCCAACUAUAAGAUUCAUGGUAAGAAGGCAAAUGAACUUGGUUAGUCUUGGGUCGGAGAUAAGGUCAGGCUUAGCAUAGAAAACCAACGGCACUCCAAAGCAUAACAACAUUAUUGGGCAGAAAACUGCGGUCUUCUUGUUUUCCGGGAAAAACAUUUUCUCUUGAGGUGACUCCGGAACAAAACUCUUCUGAGAACACCACGGGAAUAUCAGUGUUGUUGCACAAAGUAAAAAAGCUGCUAAAACGCUCAACAACAGUCCAGCGAUGGAAGCUCGGUAGAGGAAGUCUAAAAAAUUCGAGCAGGUAAACCACACGCAAAGUAUACACGCAAGAAGUCCCAAAGCCGUAGAAGAUGCGGUCACAGCGAAGUUAAAAAACUGUCGGUCGGCAAAGGCAUCGGGCGAGUAGCAAAUAAAACACACCGCUAUUAUGUUGAAAAACUGCAAGACAUUCACGGAAAUCAUCAGUGCUUUGAAGACGCUGCAGAAAUUUUCGGGUUUCUCUUCCAAUCCUUGCCAAACUUCAACAGUGUUCAUAGUCAGAAUUGCUACAUGAUACACAAACUGCAAAGCGAUAACGGCGCUGUAUUUGUGUGGCUGUGGGCUCUUUCUCUUCCUAAAGCAGCCGAGAAUCAUUUUAAUGUUAAAGAAAAGCCCGAUUAAAGUGCUGGCUGAGGCGGGCAACAAAAACUUAACGACAUCCAUGGCGAAGCAGUCGAUGCAAGAGGUGCAAGAAUAAUCUCCACGUCUGUUCCUUUUCGCUUUUUUCACCGUGGGCCGCCGUAGCUGUGUCAGUCGUUUUUGACAAAAUGAAUUUAAGCCCGAAGUAGCAACAACUUGACGACUAAACAAAAUAUAUUUAUUUGCCUCAACGCAUGUGUUAAUGAACAAAACAAAAUCACCGGUGCAUACUGAUUUAUGCGCAUAAUAAUUAUAAUUACCUUGGUGCUUAACUUCUUUAAUCUGGUUACCAGUUUAGAAAGCAGUUUUUAUUAUCAAAGCGGUUUCCUUGCUGUAUAAAGUUUACAUCUUCAUAGUGCAAACGUGUUUAAAAAAGAAACAAAAUUCCGCUUAAAAUGUCUGCAACUUUACUGCACAUGUCAUAUAUGGAGCUCUUGAAUUACUUAUAAAAAGGGGCGUUGAAGCAUUUCUUUUGCGGUUAGCUUGCAAAACAACAGAAAUAAUACCCCAUUAGCAGCUGCUUUACCUGAGGACCAGUAAAAUAGAAGCGUACUUGGGAAAGAUUCUGGUGUUCCGCCUUGAUCGAAGAAAGGAAGUUCAUUAACGCGAAAAAUCCAGUUUUUCUUUCUCUUUCUUUCUCUUCCUACCUCUUUCAUUAUAAAUCUACAAAACUCAUAAUUUUAUUUCAGACAUUUAAAGAAGAAUUUAAGACAUUUAAGUAAUGGUCCAGAUAAGAAGGAAAGGACCAAAACGCAGUGAACACGUCGGAAUGCAAAAAGGUGCUAACUUUACUAUUGUCUCUACUAAGGUUCUGAUUGGUUUAAACAUCAAAUUUUACGAAAUCUUCGCAAAGCAGCAUGUACAUCAAUCCUUUUUUUUCUAUCCAACUUCCUUAUAACAAAAUCUCGUCUGAGUCUAAGUAACACAGAAAUCGUAUGUGCGGAUCAUGUAAAAUUGUGAACAUUUCUUUGCCAUUGUUUGCAACUCUUGUGAUUGGUCGAAAUGUUUUACCACAAAAAUACACCCUUUAAAAGUGGAGUUUAAAUACAUUUUCUUUCGUAAACAGCCUUUUUGUAGAUUUAUGCACUCUCUGCGUAAAAAUGAAAACAUUUCUAUGUGAGGAAAGCGUAUUGCGCCACAACAAUAGAAAUUGCUUUCCUUCUUACCUGGAUCAUUACUUAAUGGUAUACAGCAACGAAGUUCUAAGGCGUUUCCGGUUCGGUCAAGCCUGGAACCUACUCUGAGCUGUGACGUCACUAAAGCCUCUCUUGUAAAAUGAGCGUUUGCAUAGUCUUAAUGUGUGAGUAAAAUGCAAACGUGUUGAGAAAAUAAUUCUAGAGAGAACAAUGAAAGUGUUUUUAUUUAACGACAUCUAAGGUAAAACAACGUCACGAAUUAGUCUUGCUUUGAUAACGAGUGACGGGAUCUGGGAUCAAGCUAGCCACCAGCAAACUUGAGUUCAGCUUACAUACAAUAGAUAUUGGCCAUUUCGAGAUGGCGCGUGUUGUGUCGAAUUGCACUAUGGGACUGUUUUGGGGCACGAAGUUAACCCUCGUAAUGUCCAAUAAGAGAAGUCGUAGCGUCCCCAAAGCACCGGCCAUGAUGCAAUUCGACACAAAACCGCCCAUUUCCACUCUCGAUCUUAGCCUGUUCCAGGCGUUCACAUAGUGGGGACGGCGCAAAGAGCAGUGAGCAGGAAAAACAGCGAGGGGUGGGGUUGGGGAGGUGAGAGCUAAGGAAUGCAUUCCCUCCUUUCCCCUCUCCCUUUCUUCCUCCUUAUUUUUUUCCUGCUAUCUCCUACUUCGCGGCACGCUCAACUAUCUGAAAGCCCAGAUCCGGCUAUCUCAACCUCAAAAUAGCCAAUAAAAAAUAUAUAUCGAUAUGAGUUAUCAAAUUUGCCAGACUAUCAAUAUGCCCCUUUUUUGUCUUCACAGCGCGCCAAACGACGGAGAGUUCUUAAGGGAAUAGCAUCUUACCUUGAGCUUUGUAUUGAAAGAGAAGACAUAAUGAGACAAAUGCAGUCGUGGAUGGAAUCAACGGCUGACGAGGAACUAAGGAAACCUACGCGCAUAUACAUGUUCAGCCCUGAACUCCUAUUGGAAGAUCUCCCUUCGGGAAUUGCCUCAGAAAUGCAUGGUCUUGGCAAAGCUUUAGUGCGGUUAAAAGUCAUAGCUGACUCUCUGGGUAUUGGUGAGAGUAAAUUAGAAGAGGAUCUUCCAGACGAAGGCACCGAGAGACAGCAGGCUAAGCCUCGCGGGCCACGCACUAAGAUAAUUUAUAAUGGUGAGCGAAUAAUUUCAUGUGCUACCAUAUCUCUGCUAUACUAAGAUUAUAGAGCGUUUUCACACAUUUAGCCAGAUCUGUGCAAAUUUGUCUGAACAAAAGAAAGCGUUUGCAUAAGAAAAGAGUUCAACUUCUACAGGACUGGUUCUAUUUAUGGACAAUUCAUUCAAUGCUUAGUUUAUGUUCAUGGCUUUCACUAUUCGUUAUAAAUGUUACACUUUCAAAAGAUUUUAGCAAAUCACUGAAGUUAAAUCAGUUUUUAUAUACUAAAGUCGAUCAUGCGCGUUUUAGAACUUUUAGGGACGUAAUCUGAUUGUGGUGCGCAAUCUGAAUAUCUGACAUAGCAAUGAAAUUUCUUUAUUUGGUAGUGGAGGAACUAGACAACGAGGAUAAUUGGAAACAAGCGGAAGCAGGUGUCGUAAAAAUCUUGGAACAAGCAACCAAAGUUAUUCCAGUUCGCAAGAUUCGCUUAAACGUCGACCACACCAGAAAGCAGUUUCUAUUGAUGGCUCAGGUGAUGGCCAAAAGAAAUCAAGUCAUUCAUGAGGUGUGUGUAGAAGUAGUCUCUAAACUUGCCACAACCAUUUUGAUCGUCACGCAAGCUCGAGAGAUUAGGGUUGUCAGUCCCUGCGCGUGACGAUCCAUUCAACUCGACAUUGUUUGUCGCGACAAUAUAGAGGGCCAUUGAUUAUUAUUAUACGUUUACUUUCAGCUCGACAGCCAAGCUAUUGAUCUCGAAGGCGAGCUCGUGAAAACAAAGAGGCAAAAUGAAGAACUGCGAAAAAAUAACAAGAAAACUAAAGUGAAGGCGGAGAAGUUUCAAUACCAGUGUGAGGACUUGCAGAGUAAACUGGUCAGCAAAUGUUAGAAAGAUAUUUUAGUUUUUAGCUAAGGCACAGGCCUGUGCCGUAAAAAAAAAUUUAGAACCAACCAGAAACCCGUACCAUGCAUGGCAGCCGCGUGCUGAGGGCGGGAAAUUGUCGGUACAUGGAAAUGAACGUACCACUUCCACUUGAUUGGUUUCAGUUUUUUUGGUCAUUAAUUAAAAGUACCUAAGUGAGCUGACUAGUUAAUGUGCUUAAAUAAAAUAAGAAAUUUACCCACUAAGUUAGCCUUGCAAAACAUCAAGGCAGGUCUACUGAAAAGUCAACCUAGUGCCAAGGCCUUCUCGCCUCUGUCAAACCUGGACUCAAUCGUGAGGUGUGACGUCACCGAGACAGACUCGUCCACCCUUUCCCAGAUUUCGCGCGGACAAACGGGUAAGAGAGAACCUUUAGGGACUAUGUUGCAAAAGAGUAAGUUUUAAAACUUUAAAAAGUUCAUGCUUGACUGCGGAAAAAUAAAGCUAAAUAAGUAAAUGUCGUUUACGAACUGGCAAACACCAGUACACCCAUCUAGGUGAACAAGAUACCUAAAGAUAUAUUUGCAAUUUAUGACUAAAAUAAAGCCAAACAUCCGGUGUCCGACUACCUCAAAUUGUACAUAGAGGUUCAACUUUAUUGACUUUUUCGUCGUAUGAUGAAAGCCUGUGUUUAUUUUUGCAGAGUGAACAACAAAAAAUCAUAAGUGAGCUUAACGAAAAGCUAGACGAAUACAAGAGAAAAGAAUCUUACGGUUUAUACAAAAGCAGUAGUGAGUCUAUCGGAAGUUUAAGAGAGAGCGGAGAAAGCGUGUCCGUAAUUAGCCUCGUGGAGAAGCCAUCGCAACAACUUGCUCCGACAGGAGAAAAAUUCAUCAUAAAAACACCAAAAUCGUCCAAAGUUCAAGUUGUCGUCGCCAGUGACGCAUCAAAUGCAACGACACAAGAAGCAAAACAGCCUUCACCUACAACAAAUCUGAAUAGCGAAGAAGCAAACAAGAAAAUAGACAAGCUAAAGGAAAGUUUACAACGAGCAGAGGACGAGCUAAAGAUUGAGAAAGAGAAGUCCGCUGCGUUUGAAGUGGAAUUCACAUCAUUGCAGUCUGACAAAGUGAGGGUUGAACAAGAGAGAAGUGAGUUGGAGAUUCAGUUGGAAGACAUAAAACGCGAAAAUGAACGGGCGAUGGAGGAGCUGACACAAAAGCUAGAAGACGCUGAGAGGGAAAACAAAAGGUAUUUUAUUCUUAGUACUCUUGCGCGGUUAAUUUUUAUUGGUUUAAAUCUGGCGCCACUUUUCAAUAAUCCAGGAGUUGAUUCCAUAACGCCAAUUCGUCACUUAUCACACACACUAUACUUUAUUUUCAUACUCAUCAUUUUGCCAUCUUUGCCCGCAAAUAGCAAAAGCUGGACGAGGCGGGAGGGGAAUUGGAGCCGAAUUGUGUCCCGCAAUUGCUUCUGGGAUCAUUAAUGAGGACGCGCUUAUCCGUGCCGAUCAGUUAUUGGCUAAUUUUUCCCACCUCUGUAUUAACAGUCCCAGAAGUCUUUGCGAAAGUUUUCACGGUCCAGUACUAUUCUCGUUUCUAAAGUGGCGAUAUCCAGCUGUCACAUAAGCCGUCACGUGAUCGAAUUUUCCUCCGGCUAGAUUUGUUAAACAGACUGACAUUACGUUGUUAUCAAUGAAGUCUAAGGCCCAAUUUUUUCCAUUAAGUUACAUCCGAUCAUUUAUUUUAUCUUUAGAAACAGUUUAUGACAUUAUUUGCUUGCCACCAUUGUGGAAGCAAAUGACGUCAUUAAAAAUUCAAAACGGCUGCGCGAAUUUUGAAAGUGAAGAAAUCGACUGAUUUUUAUGCGAUUUUUUGGACAUUCACUUGACUUCCUUUUAGUAAUUUGAAAAAUAAAAAAUAAAAUAAAAUUGGAAUAAGUGUCGAACAAUUCAACAUCAAUAACUUGUAAUAGCAGAUGUACAUUUCAUUCAAUGCGUAAAAAACAAGAGUUUUGAGGGAAGACAGCGCUUGUUUUUAUUAUUUUCUUAAACUUAAUAGGUUGACAGGUGAGAUCGAAUGCAACGAAGAAAUGAUCAAGUAUCAAGAGGAGAGACUAGGUCAAUUCAUGGAGGAAAUCCAAUGCCUCGAGGAACGAAUGAUGUCCUUUCCCCCCACCCCUGCGACGAUGAGCGUGGCGAGCAUGGCAGGGGCACCGCGGCGCGAACGCAGGAAAACCUCACUUCAACUGGGCCUCGAGCCGCAAACUGCGAGACAGAUGAUGGCGAAAGUGAAACAGCAAUAUGAAUCUGAACUUCAAAGUCUGAAAGAUCACAUGGCUAAAGAAAACCAAAGACAUCAGGCGGAGAUAAGAAGAUAUGAACAAGAUCACAAGAAAGAUGUCCAAAACAUACACAAAGAAGCGCUGCUCCUUCUUCGUGCCCUGAACCGAUUUAAGGAUUGUGUGGCCACUCUUCUGGAUAGAGAACGUAAGUUUUCGUUAUAAAACUCGUUAACGUGACUUUUAAGUAACAAUAUGUAGUCUCAUGAGUUCAGUCAAAUAUUUUUGGAUUACGUUAACUCUUGAGGUUGGAUUUUCACUGUCGCAAAGCUUUUAAGUGCGAAAAUAAAAAGAGGCACUGUUUUAAAGGUCGCGCGUUAACGUGAAAGUUGAACCUCGCUUGACUUAAAUUAAACGUUUACGCUUCAACAUUCAUACAGUACAUUGUCUCUAUUUUAUGUACUGAUGAUUUUUUAGCGUUUACACCCGAAAAUUACACGACAACGGAAAUCAACUCUUACUGGGAAAUCUUUAGACAAGUUACAUAACUUUUUUGUCAUCAUUGUAGAUCUUGGUCAAGAAGCGCAUGCUAUUCGCUCUCACGCUCCCUUGCCGCUGGACGAGAAUUUCGGUGAUACUCGACAAAUGCUGGCGCGCAUGGCUAUUUUAUCCAAUGAGAUGCUGAUUUCAGUGGAGUUACAUCUUUCCCGUGCCCUCAUGAGCAAACGUUUGGAGUUAAAGGUAAAGUCAAUAUUCUUUGGAGUGGUUUUAAACCAAUCCAAAAAUUCGUUUGACCAAUCACACGCACAUAUUCAGUCAAUCCAGUGAACCAAUCACAAAGAAGAUGGGUAACACAAGUGCAAGAAAAUUACAAAAAAGUAUGGUAUUGCUUCUGAUUAGUUGACAGAUGGCGUGAGAUGUUUAAACCAAGCUUUAUCGAUGAAGUUUCUCAUUCAUGAUCAGAAAGUAAGCCAAUAAUGUCGAACCCACAACAACAAACACCUCUUUAAUUUGGGCAAUUAUACGAUUACUGCGCUUCACUUUGAAAUGUUGCCGGAAACACACAGAAGGCUUUGAGACACCCAGAACACCUCUACCACGACUCACGUUAACCCUAUACUGGCACCUGGCCCCAGUAGUUCGAAAGGUGGAUAUCGCUAUUCACCGGAUAAAUCACUAUCCAGUAGCCUGUGUACAGUCGCCCCAUCCCCUAAAAAAAAAAUCAUUUUUUUGAGGGGAGGGGCGGCUGUACACAGACUACUAUCCAGUGGAUAGCACAAUUGCUUUCCCUGAUAUUUAUCCGCUGGAUAGUGAUUUAUCCCGGUGGAUAGCGCUAUCCAGCUUUUGAACAACCGGAGCCUGGACUAGGAUCCAAUUUAACACAGGUAUAAAGCUUCUUCAGGUCUCUUCCAGCCUUCAAUGUUAACCCUAUACUGGCACCUGGCCCCAGUAGUUCGAAAGGUGGAUAUCGCUAUUCACCGGAUAAAUCACUAUCCAGUAGCCUGUGUACAGCCGCCCCAUCCCCUAAAAAAAAAAAUCAUUUUUUUGAGGGGAGGGGCGGCUGUACACAGACUACUAUCCAGUGGAUAGCACAAUUGUUUCCAUAUUUAUCCGCUGCAGGGGCAUCUGGGGAUUGCUUUCCCCCCGAGAUGACCUGAGGUUUUCUAUCAACUGGUAUUCUGAAAAAAAAAAAACGAUUUACUGGUGUUGAAGUGAGAAGAGACGAGCUAUCUAAAAAAAAUCCUGGAUCCGCCCCUGCGCUGGAUACAUCCCGGUGGAUAGCGCUAUCUAGCUUUUGAACAACCGGAGCCUGGACUAGGAUCUAAUUUAACACAGGUAUAAAGCUUCUUCAGGUCUCUUCCAGCCUUCAAUGUUAACCCUAUACUGGCACCUGGCCCCAGUAGUUCGAAAGGUGGAUAUCGCUAUUCACCGAAUAUCCAGUAGCCUGUGUACAGCCGCCCCAUCCCCUAAAAAAAAAUCAUUUUUUUGAGGGGAGGGGCGGCUGUACACAGACUACUAUCCAGUGGAUAGCACAAUUGCUUUCCCUGAUAUUUAUCCGCUGCAGGGGCGGAUCUAGGGGGAGGGUGCAGGGGGUGCGCACCCCCCCCCCCUGAGAUGACCUGAGGUUUUCUAAUACAACUGGUAUUCUGCAAAAAAAAAAACGUGGUUUACUGGUGUUGAAGUAGAGCAAGAGACGAGUGCACCCCCUCCUAAAAAAAAUCCUGGAUCCGCCCCUGCGCUGGAUAGUGAUUUAUCCCGGUGGAUAGCGCUAUCCAGCUUUUGAACAACCGGAGCCUGGACUAGGAUCCAAUUUAACACAGGUAUAAAGCUUCUUCAGGUCUCUUCCAGCCUUUAAUGUGUAUUGGUCCCGGAUCCUUUGUUAUUGGUUCUUUUAACCAAUGACAUUCUCGUUGCAAACGGCGUCGAUGACCCCUUACAGGCAACUGAACUGAGGCCGGUUGUGUCCUUCGGAGUUAAACGGUAUUAUAAUUUUGUAGGACACAAAUCUUGGAAAAAUGGAAUACCAACCUGAUCCUGCGCUGGGCAGAAAAAUGAAGGAUUAUGGGUCAAUGCAGACCGGAAAAAUGAAAGGGACGCAUGAAGAGUUCCAAGGACAGCAACUAGAAUUUGUGGUUUGGAGACUAUUAGAGGUAAUGAAAAUAUAAAUUUUAGAAAUAAGAAAGAUUACAGCUACAGAUUGUGUUUUAAAGGUUAAUGAAAGGGUAGCCUGCAUAGCAAGCGUGUCCGCGCGGGAUCGUAGCGGAGGAUCGUAGCGGAGCCUUGAGCUCAGGAUAUGAGCGCUAUUUAAAUAAAGUUAUUGUUGUUAUUAUUAUUAUUAUUAUUAUUAUUAUUAACAAAAGCGACCUUUUGGAACAAACUCGUGCGGUAGCUCCUGCAACGCAGGCUAACAACAGGAAUACCAACAUAAAAGAUACUGCUGCCAGGCACUUGCAUUUGAUUCCGUUCCAGCACAUUUUGAUAUGCAGUCUCUUUUAGCAGGGCACAGAUGUAAAGAGUAAUAUUAUGAGAGAAAUUUGCUCAAUAGCUUUUAGUGGGAUUAUAGCCUGCAUGGCAAGGCAUUGAAACAGGAGAAAAGGAAAAAUGAGGCACGCGAAAAAAAAAAACGGAAAGAACGUGCAAUGGAAGAUUUUUCCCAUUCCUCGAUCUCAUACACAAACCCAGCAGUUGGAACCACUCUGUCGAACUUAGUUGUAGAUGAAAAGUAACGUUAUUUUAGGAUUUUAAUCGCAGACUUAAACUUAGAACUUCAUAUGAUGUUAGGUUCGACUCAAAACUUUUCUUUGUUUCUUUUUCCUGAUUAUGACAUUCUAGGAAGGCAGACGACAGGAUGUUAUGGAGAAAUUUAGAGAGCUUCUUUCGCAAAUAGCCACACACGAAAAACAACUCGAAUCUGCCAAGAAAACGGGCGAAGAAUCUGUUAAGAAAAAAGACGCACAGAUGAAAAGAGUUCUAAGGCGGGAGGCCGAGGUCAAGAGAACGGUCGGCGAGCAGAAAACUAUAAUAAAGAAUUUGGCUUCAAUCUGGAAAAGUCGCAGAAUUGGACAGAAAUAUAUCCGCCGCAAGGAUCAGCAAAGGAAUCUGCAGCUACUUGAGGAAGCAAUGAAGGCAAACGAAAUAUCUCAAGAACUUUAUGAGGUACAAAGGUUUUUUAAAUUGAAAUGCCUUGUUGAAAGACCAGCUUAGAAGGAUUCAUGUUUUACUAAUGAACACUAACCCUCAACUCAAAUCCUUAUUCAAUAUCGAUUAUGCUCUUACUGGUGACGUAUGCCGCGUGCAUUAUAACUUUUUCACCUGCGUAACGUAGAGCAAUGCAUUAUAACAACAUGACCAAUCAUAAAGCGCAUAUUCUUCAAGUAUCCUUCAAGUUUUUCUAUCCCGUUGUGGAGGUAUUAGCAAUGAGAAAUAAAAAUAUAACCUUGGCGUGACUUGAAUUCAAUGCAAUGUCCAUAUUGUUAGCAAUUCAAUUGAAGAAAGACCGGGACUCCUAAAAUGAGCCCAAUUUUCAUAGGUUUAAAGGUUUACUUAAGACACAUUUUUUUAGAUUAGCUUUUUAUUAGGAUUUUUUAGGAUUAUGUAUAUAUUAUAUUUUUAUAGAUCCAUUUUUUUAUAUAUAUAUAUAUAUAAUAUUUUUAGCUAUUUUGGAUAACUUAUUAAUGUCGAUAAUUUACUUUCAUGUAAUGCGCAUUUGAUCAUAUUUGCGCAAUAUAAAUAUUAAAUUAUUAUUAUUAUUAUUAUUCUGAUGAACCCCACCACGAGAGAACGCGUGCUGCUCUCGCGUGACUUCUCGCGACUUCCCCAAAUGAAGCGCUUGCUCGCAGGCUACUGGGGCUUCAACAUAGUUUCAAAGAAAACACCCUCAAAGUGUUAAGUGUUUUGUUUUCGUUGUCAUUUCAGUCCACGACGAAACUUAUAAAAGAAGCCAUGGACUUUCCUCGCAAGCGUUUCACUGAAAUGGUCAAAAAGUACGUGCAUUUCCGUCGCGUUAAGGAAAUUCAAGAAAAUGUGCAGAGAAUGAAGAUGGAGACGAAUGUUAACGAGAGAGUGCUUCUGUCCUUGAAAGAAAUGGAGGAAAGAAUGGUAAAGGUGAGUCAAAACUCAAAUUCUCCUUACAGAAAAAGGCGUUGUUCACAGACCCUCUCUAUUUUUUUCUUGCAAGUUUUUUUAACGCUUUUACUUUUCAAACAGCAAAAAGAAUUGUGGGGACAGAAGAAAGAACAGUUUAUUAAGGCUCGAGCAGACAUUUUGGAACAGCUUUACCAUGUGUAAGUGUCAAUAGGGAGCUUAAGCAAAGACGUUUUUGAGGGACGCACGUCAACCGAAAGUGAGCCUUUCUCCCUUUUUAUAUGUCUUGACGCUAACAAAUUUGUAUUGCUAAGUCUCUUUUCUCUUAUGAAGAGGAUUUGUCCGAGAGUUUCAAACAAACCACUGCCCAAUGAUGCAAAAGGUCCACUUCCGGUUGACGUCCGUCGCUCAACAACGCUGUUGCUUAAGCUCCCUAAUAACAUAAAUGAACCAAAAACGGAUGCAUUGUUUUCUAAUAUGGUAAUCAAUCAGAAACGUCAAUUUGUUUUCAUCUUUCUUUUGUUACCAGUUUAACUCAAGUGCACGAAGAGACCGGUAUUCUUCUCACUAAACCGAUAGAUCUGAUCCCGCGACUAGAUGAAAUCAAAGAAGACGUGAAGGAAAUAAACGAGGCAGACAUACGGGAAGCUGCCAACAUUCCCAAGGAGCGUGCAAAGUUAAGAAAAGCGCUAUUACAAGCACAAGCAGCGGUGAAAGAGAAGCCCCUCUCCCCUGUGGAUGGUACUGGUGUCACGCGUGAGGCAAACCAGGGAACAACAUGGAAGGUAUCGGGGAUAGUGAAGGGCAUGGUAACUGAAGCCACGAUAAGUCUCACUUCUGAUUGGUUGAUAUCAGACAAGGAAUUGCAACCAUUACACUGCGAGUGGUUGCCUUUCUUUCCUCUUAGCGACACGCAGCAUGUAAAAAAGUAAAAUUGUAUUAUGCUAAUUAAUGGCAAAAAGGAGGAGAGAUUGGGGCGGAGAGAGGAAAAAAGGGUGUGUCCCAUUUUCUCUUCGUUAGGGGUUCCACCUUGGUUCCUUGCGGCUUCGCUGCUCUCGCCUCUCGCAUGCUCUUCAUCUACUGUGAUUCAAAAGAAAAAUAAGAGAUUGCUCGCAGACUAUGCAACAUUCAAAGCUGAAACAAUCAUGGAGACUGGAUUUAAAAUAGCUUUAAAAUAAUUUCCUGUUUGAAAGUGAUCACGCAGAGAAUGAUAGAAACAACAGUCGUUCCGCGCCUUCCUUUUACAAACCGCGUUUUUAAUUUUCAGGUCAUGUCCACAUUUCCCCCUGCAAUGGUCACUACACCAAAGUUGCUGGACUUGGAUAUCAAUCGAAACCGUCUGGCGGCUCAGGAGUAAGUCAGCAGAGUUACAUAUAGAGGGACAUUAAAUUUUUUAACAAAGCACUGUCAUGGGGAAUUCACUUAUCGAUGGUUUCAUAAGUUAGAGCACACUCUUUCUCAGUAUAUCAAAGAGAAGUCACAAAAAAAGCUUUUGAGAGGUUUCAUUUGAAAAGUGACUUUACAGAACUUACAUCUGUAAAAUCAAGUUGAAACCACCUCAAAAGGAUUCCAGUAGCCACCCUGUGUAACAAUAGUCUGCAUUGAAACGCAUUCCUGCCCCUGCUGGGUUUCUCCUUGGGCUCUCCCCAUUUAUCCCUCCACAAAAAUGUUAAUUCCCGUUUUCAAAUCUAUGAAGGAUUUAAGACACAGGUCAUUAGUAGAAAGACUGUCACCUGCCACCCUCUACCAGUUAAAUUACAACUCUUCCCCACCCCAGAGGGAACCAAAAGUUGACCCUGGGAAUGAGGUUGAUAAUAUUUUAAAAAAACUUCAUUUUUCAUUCCUUCAUUUCAGUAUUUUGGCGCGUUUAAGCCAUGGUUCAUUGGAUGCUAAAUCAGUCAGUCUCCCUCCAUCAAGUUUCUUCCCAUCCCUAUAUGGCUAUUACAAGAAACCAGAUGAUGGAAUACGAAAGACUAGGAGCGAAGUGGCUCCAAAACGAAAGAACAUUGUCAAAACGUUUAGAUCCAAAGUGAGGUUCCUCCCUCCCAUUGCCACCCUUUACCCUGAAGACGAACAGGAAGGAACUUCCUAG
Messenger RNA from Porites lobata, 18271 nucleotides. NCBI's taxonomy places the organism in Eukaryota, Metazoa, Cnidaria, Anthozoa, Scleractinia, Poritidae. The record is from the annotation of a GenBank genome assembly.